AUGGUGAAAAUUUUCUCCAGCAGUAGCACUAGUUGCGUUGAUUAUGCUUUAGAUUAUCUGGGCUGGUUUGACAAGAGGUUCAACUAUCAGUUCGAUUCAGAUAUUUGGAAGCUGAAGGCGGGGAUACGUCUGUUGAAAACCUUUGAUCUGUAUAUUAGAAAGUGCAGUAGGAGGAGGAGCAACCAGGGGAUGUGUUUGGAAUAUGAUAAGGAGGACAAGUGUGAUGCUAAGUCUGACAGUUUGAGACUUAGCAGUAUUUCGUUCGGGAUUCAAGAUCUGGUUUGGGGGAUAAUGCGUGGACUUGACUCUGCAUUUUUAAGAUAUAAUCAGCUUGACGCAUAUGUUCUUAGGGACAUCAGAUGCGAGUUCACCAGACUCAAGAAAAAUAUGAGGUUGUUUUUUAAAACAGAUAUCAAGAAAUCGGGCAUCAUCAGUUUGUUGCUCUGCUACUCGCUAGAAGAUUUACCACUAGUUAUGGAUUUCAUUGAUUCCAUUUCAGAGAAUCUAAAGCAUCUGUGCAGCAGCAAUUGCAAAGUUGAUGAAGCUCUGAAAAUUGUAAUGGUAACCCUUCAAGAGAAGCUAAUGUUCUUGAAGAGUUUCAUUCGCUUUGCAACACUGCGAGGUGUUGAGGGUCAGCCAUUGAUAGAUCUAUUGGUUCACGCUGAAGUUGUGGCUGUCAAUGCUGCAAGCCUGGCUUCUACAUCUUUUUUUCAAAAAAAUAGUAAGAAAGUGUGCAAAAAGAUGGAACCUCAAAUUUAUCAACUGAUACACAAGAUUGAUCCUGUUCAUCCUCAAGUCCGAGAAACUUAUAUCCAUGUCCUGCAAGCUUCCAAGUUAUUGAGAUCAUCAUGCGUUCUAGCUCUGGAGGAGAAUAAGAAUCCAGUGGCUGACUUUGUUGAUUAUCUCCUAUAUACUAUCAUGGAGCUAGAACAGUCUUACACCAGUUUCCCGGCUCCAGUGAAGGAUCAAGUGCUAAAACUCCACGAGGGAGUAAGAUUUCUGGGUAUCCUUAGCCAGCAGCAGGAGAAGUUCAAUGAGCUAAAUGAUGAAAUGAAGGAUCUUGCUAGAGUUGCAGUCUCUGAUGCAGGAAUCAUGAUUUUCUCCCUUUCCAUGAAUGAAAUGAAAGAAGGCUUGAGCAAGGAAACAGAUUUGGCGCUUUCUCAUUUGCUCAAAGUGCUCGAGUUGAUCAUUGCAGAAGUUGGACACAAUUGUCCACUACCAUCAUCAUCAUCACUUAGUUUCCCUAGAACUAAUGAGCUUGGCUCUCUUGAUUUGCUUCUAGAAACUCUCAAGGAACUAGCAAGUUCUACAGCUGAUUCAAUUGGUUUCCCAAAUGAACAAAUACGCACAAUCCUAGAAGAUCUUGUAUUCUUAAGAUCUUUCCUAGGAAAUAUUGUGCAGCGGUGCAACCAGAAUGGAAAACUCCAAGCUCUUUGGAGUCGUGUCAUGAAGGUUGCAUACAGUGUAGAAUUAAAAAUUGACUCUGCACUGCUUGGUGAUAUACAUGAACAUUGUUUGGAUGUUGUUAUUGGAGAUGUCAAGCUUUUGAAGAUUGAGGCUGAAGAGAUCUAUGAUAACAUAAGAUACAAUGGUGAAACCCGGAUAGUUACCAAGACUACCAUUCACAUGCCAUCACAAAUUACUGCUCCAAUAUUUAAUGAAGCUCUAGUAGGUCUCAAUGAUGAGGUGGAAAAUAUAAUUGAUAGACUUACGAGAGGAUCAAGUCAGUUUGAUGUUGUUGCUGUUGUGGGUAUGCCUGGACUUGGUAAGACAACUUUAGCCAAUAAUGUCUACAAUGAUCCUUUAAUAAAGUUUCACUUCCAUAUUCGUGCUUGGUGUACUGUUUCUCAAGUAUAUUGCAAGCACAAUUUAUUACUGCAGAUUUUUUGUGUUAUUGAUCCUUUGAGUUCUAGCCACUAUCAUAAGAUGAACGAAGAUGAUUUGGCUGAAAAGCUCUACCAGCAUUUGAAAGGGAAGAGGUAUGUCAUUGUUUUGGAUGAUGUUUGGGACAUUGACUGGUGGAAUUUGUUGAAACAUUCAUUGUCAGAUGAUUGCAAUGGAAGCAGGAUACUAUUAACCAGCAGAUUUCAGAAUUUGUCUUUGCAAAUUAAAUCUAAUAGCAAGUCUCACCAUCUUCGCCCACUUACUGAUGAAGAGAGUUUGGAAUUGCUGCAGAAAAAGCUAUUUGCCAAAGAAGAUUGUCCUCCAACAUUAAGUGAAUUUGUAUUGCAUGCAGCAAAAUACUGUAAUGGCUUACCUCUUGCAGUUGUCCUUGUUGCUGGAAUUCUUGCUACUACUCCGCAAGAUUGCUGGGAAGAAGUCGCAAGACAUCUAAGUUCCACUAUUUUUGUGGACAAUGAACACUGCAUGGAGACACUUGAGCAUAGUUAUAAUUAUUUACCAGAUUAUUUGAAGCCAUGCCUUCUUUACUUGGGUGCUUUUCAAGAAGACCAAGACAUUCCUAUCCAAAAGUUGUUAUGA
Messenger RNA from Coffea eugenioides, 2481 nucleotides. Its product is annotated as late blight resistance protein R1-A-like. The record is from RefSeq and is a predicted model, not a curated record. Gene Ontology annotation, molecular function: ADP binding. The transcript has a single exon. NCBI's taxonomy places the organism in Eukaryota, Viridiplantae, Streptophyta, Magnoliopsida, Gentianales, Rubiaceae. The coding region runs from base 1 to 2481 and encodes 826 amino acids. Gene Ontology annotation, biological process: defense response to other organism.